GCCCUGGUUCAUAUGCUAUAGAAAAAGAAAACAGUUUUGUUUUCGACAAAUUAAAAACAAUAUCUUAAUAUAAUCAGUCGUGGUCAUCUAAAUACAUCCAAUUAAAUGGCUGCCCUGGCCAGCUUGACCGCCCAGUACACGGAUUCCGAGAACGAGGGCGAUGCUAGUCCGGAUUCCCAAAACUCCACGGCGUCCCUGGUUAUCAUACCGCCCAAGCGACCCACGCCGACGCCCACCAAACAGGACGAAGAAAACAAGCGAUCCAAGGAAAAGAAAAAGAAGCGGGCCAAGAAGGUGCGCCGACUGGUGAGCUACCAGGAUGACACACUGAUUUCCGACGAGGACGAAGACCACGCCGCAGUGUCCUCCAGCGAAGAGGAGUCCAGCAGUGGCGACGAGAGCAACAGUUCCAAUUCCCAGAGCGAAGACAGUCCCAAAGCCAAGGAUAAAAGCAGUGCUGGUAGUGGUUCCAAGGAUGGGGACGCGCCCAUGGAGGUGGACGAGGAGCCUGCAUGUUUCCCGGUCGAGGAACGAACGGCUGAGAGCUACGAAAAGGAUGCCAAGUACGCCAAGUAUAAGUUUCAGCUGCCACCCGAGCCAAAGGGGAAACCGUCCGCCGAAUUAGUGGCCAAAAUCACUAAAAUGUACACAAAGAUGAGCCAGACCAAUAUGGACAUGAAUCGCGUCAUACAGGAUCGCAAGGAAUUUCGCAAUCCCAGCAUCUAUGACAAAUUAAUAAGCUUUUGCGACAUCAACGAGUUCGGUACCAACUAUCCGCCCGAGAUCUAUGAUCCUUUGCAGUGGGGCGAGGAGUCCUACUACGAGUCCUUGGCGGCGGUCCAGAAAACGGAGAUGGUGAAGCGGCAAAAGGAUCGCAAGGACAUGGACAAGGUGGAGCAGGCCACUGCGUUGGCCCGGAAAGUCGAGGAGGAGGCUAAAAAGCGCAAAUCCAAGUGGGAUCAGCCGGCACCUUCGUCAACCGUUGUUAAGACCACUCUUCCAGCACUAACCACCACUGUUACGGGCACCAAGGGCACUGUCAUUUCCGCCUUUGGAUCGCUGCCGAAGAAGCCAGCCGUUUAGUCUUUAAUUUCGAAAUAAACAUUUAUUUUUAAACAUCCCAUUA
This is a messenger RNA of Drosophila sechellia, 1126 nucleotides long. Its product is annotated as SAP30-binding protein. The coding region runs from base 106 to 1083 and encodes 325 amino acids. The transcript is spliced from 3 exons. Gene Ontology annotation, biological process: regulation of DNA-templated transcription. The record is from RefSeq and is a predicted model, not a curated record. NCBI's taxonomy places the organism in Eukaryota, Metazoa, Arthropoda, Insecta, Diptera, Drosophilidae. Gene Ontology annotation, cellular component: nucleus.